Rhopalosiphum padi (bird cherry-oat aphid) is the source of this 1914-nucleotide messenger RNA. RefSeq names its product zinc finger BED domain-containing protein 5-like. The record is from RefSeq and is a predicted model, not a curated record. Bases 1 to 1914 code for a protein of 637 amino acids. Gene Ontology annotation, molecular function: protein dimerization activity. NCBI's taxonomy places the organism in Eukaryota, Metazoa, Arthropoda, Insecta, Hemiptera, Aphididae. The transcript has a single exon.
AUGGAUAGAUUUAUUACUCGGACCUCGACACUGAUUGAAAGCUCACCAUCAACUUCUGGAACAUCAAAACAGAGUAAAGACUCACCAUCAACUUCCGGGACUUUAAAAAUGAGUGGGAAUUCACCAUCAACUGCUCGGCCGUCAAAACAGAGUAAAGGUAAGUGUCGGUUAUACGAUGAAUCUUAUAUAUCCAUUGGUUUCACAUGGUGUGGUCCAGAAGAUGAACCUAUUCCCGAGUGUAUCAUAUGUGGAAAAACAUUUACCAACGAAUCGAUGGUGCCCAACAAAUUAAACAGACAUUUUAUUAAACAACAUUUUCACUUGAAGUGCAAAGAUAUUCACUAUUUCAAAAGACUUUUAAGUAGCCGAAAAAAAGAAGCAAUCAAGUUCACAAAAAAAGUUAAAAUUUCCGAGAGGGCUCUCGAAGCUAGUUUUGUUGUUUCCCAAAUGAUUGCUAACAACAUGAAAGCGCAUACUAUUGGAGAAAAUUUAAUCAAACCUGCGUGUAAGGAAAUGGUGCGAAUAAUGAUUGGAGAUGAAGCAGCUCUUGAAAUAGAUAAGAUACCGAUGUCUAAUGACACUAUUACUCGUCGCAUAAAUGAUAUGUCCGUAGAUAUAAAACAACACACCGUAGAAAAGAUGAAACUUUCUCGGUUCACACUUCAAGUUGACGAUUCAACUGUUAGCGACGGAAAAUGUUACAUAAUAGGAUUUGUUCGUUUUGUUAUUGGUUAUGAUAUUAUAAACCAGUUUUUGUGUUUGGAAGAGUUAAAAACAAGUAUAAGAGGCAAAGACAUUUUUGAAACAAUCAAUGUUUUUUUUGAAAAUAAUGGAAUAUCGUGGAGUGACUGUGUUAGAAUUUGUACUGAUGGAGCUCCAAGUAUGACCGGGAAUAUCAAAGGGUUUAUUACACUCGCUAAAAUGAAAAACCCAUUAAUCGUUAAGACUCAUUGUUUCAUCCACAGGGAAGCGCUAAUGACAAAAACGUUGGGUAGUGAUCUCAAUUCUAUUUUGAUUAAUGCUGUUCGUAUUGUCAACUACAUUAAAGGAAAGCCCUUGAAAAGUAGGAUUUUUGCCGAAAUUUGUAAUUCAAUGGAUGCUGGUUUUACAAAUUUGUUGUACCAUACCGAAGUGAGGUGGUUAUCAAGAGGAAAGGUCUUAGCACGUCUCUAUGAACUUAAAGAGGAACUUUUACUGUUUUUCAUGGAAGAGGACAAUGAAGAAUUUACAAGUUUUUUGGAAGAUCACGAUUGGAUAUCAAAAUGUGCGUACUUGGCUGACAUUUUUCAGCAUCUUAACUUAGUUAAUUCUAGUUUGCAAGGGCCAUUAGAAAAUGUUUUAACUUCCACCGACAAACUUUCAGCUUUUCAAGAGAAAAUCUCCAUUUGGUGUACAAACUUGGAUCAAGGGAACACAGCUAUGUUUCCACUUUUUACUAGUCAAGAAAACUCUAAUCCUGAAGUUCUGGGAACCAUAAGAAGUCACUUGCAGGCCUUGCAAAUGUCAUUGAAAUAUUAUUUUCCAGACUUGAAUGUGAAACAGUAUGACUGGGUUCGCAACCCAUUUACAUCCUUGGUGCAAACAGAUGACUGUGAAUUACAACAGGAAGCUGUGGAACUAAAAAACGACCGUACGCUGCAACUAAAAUUUAAAGAAAUGUCGCUCAACAGCUUUUGGGUGAGUCUCCACAGUGAAUACCCUCGACUAUCAACGAAAGCUAUUGAAGUGCUACUUCAAUUUUCGACGUCCUGGCUAUGUGAACAUGGAUUCAGCGCGCUCACAAAUAUUAAAACAAAAAAACGCCAAAGACUUACAAAAACAACACUAGAAGACGAUAUGAGACUCGCUCUAUCAACCAUCAACCCUCGAAUUCCACAACUAUGUAAAAAUCACCAGGGUCAAAUUUCUCAUUAA